AUGGCUUCGGACUCCACGUGCGCAAUCAUCGCUCUCUGGCGUCUGUGCGUGCCCGUGGGCCUGGGGCCGCAGGUUGGAGGUGAUGGCGCCAUCCCCGUAGAUGUCCUGAAGGUUGUUCUGGAGCGCGAGCUGCUUGGCCAUUUGGAUGACUUUGGCCAAAGCUCCGUUGAUGAGAUCCUGCAAACCUACAUGCAGCCAGACUCUGAGGGAGUGGUGGGCUUCCUACAGUUCUGGAAAGGCAUGGAGGAAAUCCUGCGUGCCCGGGGCACCCUGCGCAGCACGCUGACGCGUGCCCAGGAGGAAGCCAUCAUAGGUUUUCGUUUCCUUCGCACCUGCCUCUUGGACAUGGCAGCUCGCCAGGUAUCACAAGGACGGUCCUCCUUCAGCGUGAAGGAGCUGAGGUACUUCAUCGGCCGCACCACUGCCCUUACGGGUGCUGAAGGUGAGGCUUUCUGGCGCAGGCAGGCCCGUCAGCUUCCUGAGGACCCGGAGAUGCUGGUCACUGGUGAGGAGGUCGCGUCUGCAAUGCUUACGUGGCUGGAACAGCUUGUGGACGAAGGCUUGUCUGGUGAGGGCGAAGAUGACGAGGACUCCGGGGAUGAGGAAGAGGAGCCGGAGGUUGGAAUCGAACGCGUCGCCCUACCCCCGCCUCCGAGUUUGUCCCCGUCUCCAUCUGCAGACAGGCUUGCGCCGGAUCGGCCGCUAGCAAUCGCAGCCCCGACUGGGCCUCCACCAAAGCGGCAAGUACAGGCUCGACUAUCGCGUCCGAGCCUGUCGUUUCAGAGCGGCCUCACCGCCUUGCUUGACAAGGGCGAGGCCUGGCCUUCGCAAGCGACGAAGGAAACUGCUGCAGAGUGGCGAGAAGUGAUCGCAUUUCAGGUGUCGAUCAAACGUUGGCUUCUCGAGAUGAAGCAUGAGGAGGUGGACCUUGUGAAGUUUCACCAGUUCGCCAGGACCUACUUCAGCAAAGGCUCGCGGCCAUCGGGACGCUCCUCACCGAGGAAUCACGAGCCUCGCUUGAGCAGGGCAGCGCUGGCGCUGAAAGCUGUUCUUCAGAACGUCAGCUCGAAGCGUCUGGCAGAAGGUGUAACUCGUGAAGCUCGUAUGGCAGAUGUUGCAUCUGAAGACGUUGUUGAACCAUGUUAG
Messenger RNA from Symbiodinium natans, 1146 nucleotides. Lineage: Eukaryota; Dinophyceae; Suessiales; Symbiodiniaceae. The record is from the annotation of a GenBank genome assembly.